UACAUGACAGUUUCAUAUUAUCUUUUCUAUAACUUGAUAUUUUGUUUUUAGAUUUUAAACAUUUUUGAUGACGAUUUGCAAAAACAUGAGCGCCACACUCUCAAUUAAUCAGAAGCAUUUGAGCGUCAAUGAGAAUCAUUUUGGCGGCGUUGUAGAGCGAAACCGUUCACGAUCGGAACGAGCCUCCAGCUUGGCACUGCCGCACAACUCCCUCUUGGACUUUUAUGAUAAAGAGCAGGAACAAUGCAGCUCGGUGGCAUUAUUGCCGACGACCGUCAAUGUGGUGGUGCGUCGGCACUCGUCGCACUACUAUCCAAUGCUAGAGGAGAAGCACACGUCGCCGUUGCAGCAACAACAGCAACAACAAUCAUUAAAAACACAUACACAAAUGCAGAUGCAGACAAGACAAUUAAAUGCGAUGACCGCAAAUGGUGGCGCGCUCCCAACGCUGACCGUUGCCAUUCCCGAGUUGCCGCAAUACAAUUAUAAUCAUAAUAAAGCUGGUCAAUUGGCGAUGCAGGACAUGCAAUCGAUGUCAUCAUUGCCGCUUUCAAGCCUUGUGAAUGGCAAAGAGAAAAAAGUUUUCACAUACAAUACGGUGACCAACAGUGCCAAUAGUGCCGCCAAAAACCAACCUAUGAACUUGCCCAACACAGCAGCCCACUCAAGCAUUGUACCGGAUACACCACCCCCACCCGUCCCGAAGCGAACGUUUCGUGGCAAUUACGCUUGGAACGCAGCAAUUGAUUCGCCUACGCCCACGUCCGCAAGUCAAACACCAACCAAAGAUAAACAACACAUCAGUGCCGGCACCGCUUUUGUUUAUCCACCGCAAACACAAACCCUUUCACCCGGCCAUCGGCUACAUCAGCAACAGAGCAAUACGGUUUAUUACAACUCGGCCAUUGGUGGCGGCAACGUAGGCGCAGACCCCGCACAAAUACAAAGUCAAUCCCUGCUUGUUGACCUGGCCACACGUCCGCUAUACGUGGACUCAGGCCUGGAUGCCGGCGCUAUUUCAGAUGACGAUCGGAUGAGUUUGGAAAAUUCUGUAUUUGAUGAGUCGUUGACUUCGACACCUGUCAAGGUCACUAAGGCUGCGUCCGAAGGUACGGGAGGUGGAAAGCUGCUAAAUGCUGCAUUCACAGCAAAGACAUUGGUAGCUUUUACUGGGGAUUUGAGCAACGCUGUAAAACGUGCAAAUCGCUCGUCCAGCAGUACGGCUGACUCUACCAUCACCAUCUCUUCUGGCUACGGUUCAGGUCAUAGUGAACGUUUUGCCUCCUCUUCGACUAGUGCGGACUUCCGCAGUCGUUUCUCAUCUGUUGAUACCCAGUCAUCAAUCGAUAGUUGUCCAACAGAGAAGACAAGCGAGUCUUCUGUCUCCAAAGAUUAUUCUAAAAUGGAACGAACAUUGCUUAACGAUGCUAUGAACGAAUACAAUAACUUAAAUAAUAAUGAAACUCGCAUUCAUGCAGGAUGUAAUAUUUUGGUUGGUAAUAACAAUACGCCCCCUAGUCGCCACUCUCCAAAUGCGAAUACACAGAUGAACAAUGGAUUGGUGCAGCAAAAACCGCCUAUAGUUCCAACACGAAAACAGUAUUCAGAUGUAGCAAAGAUUCCGCCACCCUGCAGUAAAAACAGUUCACAGCAGUCACUACAUAGCAGCGGUUGUGGCAGCGGCAGUGGUAGUGUGGGCAGUAGUAACGCUGUAUCCACGGUAUCGGCUUCCACGUCCACGUCCUCUACGGUGUCGGCUGGUUCGGGUACUUCUACGGGUUCUCUGCUGUCAGGUUCGGCCACUACAUCGAAUAAUGCCAUCUCACCGCUUACACACAACGCAGCCAAUGUUUAUCAACAGCCAAAACGUCCAGUACCGCCGAUACCGCCAACACGCGGUCAAAUUAGUCUCGAUCAUAACAUCAAUAAUGGUACGCAAAUUGAAGCAACAUCGGCUGCGUCGAAACCACCGACAGCGCUAAGCGUUCGGAACAAGCUUGGUAAAAAUAAACCUCCACCUAUCGUUUACCCAAAACUACAUCAACGGCAGGACUCCAAUUUGUCCAGUGACAGUUUUUCCGCCACUUCCAGUCCUGGUUAUAACUCAAAAAAUCUUAUGGAUGUACCGCUACUUCAGAAUGCUGCGCGCAUCAAUAAGAGCGGUACGGGUGCGGGUAUGGGUAUGGGAGUGGGUAUGGCUGUUCGGAAUACGGAUUCAGUGGAUGCUUUUAAUUUAAAUGGAUCACGGUUUGCUGCGCUAACAUCCGGUGGAAUGGGAAAUCCUGUGCUACCACCUCCACGUAACAAAUACAGCUGCCGUCAGGACUCCAAUAUUUCCAGUGAUAGUUUCAGUCAAACAUCCAGCCCAAGUUACAAUACAAAGCAAAUGGAAGCUCCUUUAUUACCCUCGCUCUCUGUAAAAAGGUUGUGCGGCGUCCCGGCGCCAAUUGUUUACAAACAAAAACUGCAAAAUGAAACCAUCGAAGAGAUGGAACAAUCGGUUCCUAUGUCGCCACUUACCAAAUGCGUAUCCACUCCGGCUAGCCUACAAACAAUUGUACGAUUCCAAAAUGGAGCCCCUAACACAAUGUCACUACAGCAGCAGGAGAUUAUUAAUCAACGCAAAAGCUCCAAUCCUUAUAUCACCAAUGGUCGACUGAAGUUUCGUCUCUUUCAAAUCUUAGUAAACGCAUUCGCUUUAUUGAUGAUUGCUGGUGGCUUGGCCGCAUAUUUCAAUGCCUAUCCAACUAUAAAAUUCGUCAACAAAACGAUUAUAAACACCGUCCAUGUGGAGGAUACUUCGAUUUAUGGAAAGAACCCUGCACCCGGUACUUGUUUACCUAUCAUAGUGAAAUUUUGCCAAGGUCCACAAAUCCCCUACAACUACACCGUGUUCCCCAAUUACAUUGGGCAUUUCGGGCAACUAGAAACUCAAGUGGUAAUACCUUCUGUUACAUAUUUUCAUCUACUUUUACUUAAUGAUUACCUACAG
Messenger RNA from Bactrocera dorsalis (oriental fruit fly), 2992 nucleotides. RefSeq names its product serine-rich adhesin for platelets-like. The transcript has 5 exons. The record is from RefSeq and is a predicted model, not a curated record. Gene Ontology annotation, molecular function: protein binding. The annotation marks the transcript as partial. Lineage: Eukaryota; Metazoa; Arthropoda; Insecta; Diptera; Tephritidae.